This is a messenger RNA of Astrephomene gubernaculifera, 980 nucleotides long. Lineage: Eukaryota; Viridiplantae; Chlorophyta; Chlorophyceae; Chlamydomonadales; Astrephomenaceae. The record is from the annotation of a GenBank genome assembly.
CUCAAUGCCACGUACUUUGGCAUAAUCCGUCUAGGGAUGGAGGAGGAUACCUGGGUCUGCCCCAGACGUCGGCAAACACGGUAUUUCUGCUUCGGGAAGGUCCUAUUUCUGCAUGCCUCAGAAAAAACGCUUUUGGGCGGCGCGCCUAUUCCUUGACUGACCAAUCCAUGUACUUCUCCUAAUAUACUUCAAUUGGGGCCCGGGGGCGAAGCCCCCGGAGAAAAUUUUGGAAUUGAAGUGCUUAAGGAACAGAAAUUGCACCCUUUUUGCAGUAAUUGUGUGUCCGCAGUGCUUCAGUGGGGGUCAAAACGGUCUCUAGGGCUUGUAAGGGGCAGCCCGCCUGAGCACGAGGGCCUAUUUCUGUCGCAUGGCUAGCUUCGGAUACCGAAUUUCUGUUUCGGGAACUUCGGUACGACCCGAACUCUCCGAAGCGUUUGCCGAUGUCUGGUCUGCCCUGUUUGUUACCUGUCUAGCGGAGCACGUAUGGCGCCAGCAGAGCUCUCGCAAGCCCAGCUGCCCCAUCUGUCGCCAACCCAUGCUGCACUGUGCUCCUUGGGAUGCCAGCACGCGAGGGGAAGGAGCUGCAACUGCUGCCCCUUCUUCCCGCAAAGAGUCCACAGCAUGUGAACCUCCCGUAGAACCAGCAGCUGCUAAAGCGGCACCAACGACAGUAUCCCAGCAGGGGCCUGGGGCCGCGGCCUGUUCCUCGCCGUUUCCCUCUCACACACAAGGCAUUCUGCUUCAGCUUCAAGUCGGGCGGGUCCGCUUUGAGCUCCCAUCGGACCCGCACCAAGGCAGCAUCCGAGACACCCUUUGCAAGCUCUACAAGCUGCACCCUAGCCGGGUGAAGCUGGUUCAUCGGGGUCGCGCUCUGGAGGGUGAGGAGGAGCUACGGAGGGCGGCGGAGGCCAGGGCGGUAGUGGCACUACUAGCGUCCCGUGGGUCGGCUGUGGAGGCAGGAGGAGGAGGGCGGUGGUUGG